AUGUCGUGGCUCAACAAACCGUUUGCGCUCGCACGGAACCGCUCGACCGACGUCGAUGUGCCCGAGAAAAAGACGGCGUCCGAGGAGGGCCAGAUCCACGACGCCGUGUUCGGCGACAUCGAUGUCGACGCGCACGGGCCCAACUUUCGCGGCGUCGGAGCUGGCGGCGCAUUCGUCCUCAUGACCAAGGCAAACUUUGGUCUGGGAGUGCUUGCCAUCCCGACAGUGUUCGCCAUCAUGGGCAUCGUGCCUGGGAUCCUCCUCAUCGUUGGUUGUGAACUCAUGCUGGGCUACUGCGCAUCGUUUUUGGGGCCAUUCAAGAUCCGGCAUCCCGAAGUGUACGGCCUUGCGGACGCGGGAUACGUCUUUGGCGGCGUCAUCGGGCGCGAGCUGCUGUACAUCAUCUUCUCAAUCUUCAUGGUGUUUUGCACUGCGUCGGCGAUUGUGGGCGUGUCGAUCUCGCUGAACGCCAUGUCGCUGCAUGGCGCGUGCACGGCCGUCUUCGUCGUCGUCUCGGCCCUCAUGGGCUUCAUGUUCAGCUCGAUCCGCACUUUGUCCAAGGUUUCGUGGGUUGGCUGGGUCGGUAUUGCGUCCAUCGUUGCAUCAGUCAUCACCCUGACUGUCGCUGUUGGUCUGCAGGAUCGUCCGUCCGAGGCGCCACCCACUGGCCCGUGGGACAAGGGUUUCAUGGUCUUUGGCCACCCGUCCUUCGCUGAGGCGAUGGGCGCCAUCAACAUCAUCCUCUUCUCGUCCAGCGCCACGCCCAUGUACUUUGGCGUUCUGAGCGAGAUGCGUAACCCGAAGCAGUACACCAAGGCCAUGUGCUCCUCGCUCACCUUCCUGACCAUCGUCUACCUCGUCAUCGGCUCGGUCGUGUACCACUACUGUGGGCAGUGGGUGGCCUCUCCCGCCCUCGGCAGCGCUGGUCUCCUCAUGAAGCGCAUCUGCUACGGCAUUGCCUUUCCCGGUCUCCUCGCCUCCCUCACAAUCUUCAACCAUAUUUCCGCCAAGCACAUCUUCGUCCGCGUCCUCCGCGGCUCGCACCACCUCUCGUCCAACACCUGGACCCACUGGAUCACGUGGUUUGGCUGCACGGCCGGUAGUGUCGCCGUCGCGUACAUCAUCGGUAGCGCGAUUCCCAUCUUUGGAAGCCUCAUCGGGUUCAUCGGCGCUCUGAUGUGCCCGCUUGUCGCGAUCAUUCCCGAGAUCUGCAUGUGGUUCCACGACAACUGGACCUGGAACGGCUGGCGUCCUGGACAGCUCUCUCCUGCCAAGGCUGCGCAGGCGGCUUUCAACUGCUUCCUCCUGCUGGUGGCGGCGCUCUUCUGCAUCGGCGGCACAUACUCGGCUGUGCUUGACCUCGUCAACACGACCGUCGACAACGGGCCGUGGACGUGCGCGAACAAUGCGGGCUCGCUCAUCUAA
This is a messenger RNA of Cutaneotrichosporon cavernicola, 1425 nucleotides long. RefSeq lists its product as uncharacterized. Bases 1 to 1425 code for a protein of 474 amino acids. The record is from RefSeq and is a predicted model, not a curated record. NCBI's taxonomy places the organism in Eukaryota, Fungi, Basidiomycota, Tremellomycetes, Trichosporonales, Trichosporonaceae. Gene Ontology annotation, biological process: amino acid transmembrane transport. Gene Ontology annotation, molecular function: L-amino acid transmembrane transporter activity. The transcript has 2 exons.